AUGGACGAGGAAGGUGUUUUUAAGUGGAAUCAUCGUACCAUCUUCACGUUUACAAGCUGGUACGAAAAUCAACCUGACAAUAUUAACAGUGCAGACUGUGCCAAAGUUUGCCGGAAUGGUCACUGGGAUGAUGUUCUCUUUGACUGUCCAAACUGGUGGGAUUGCUGUGAGCAUUGGGUAGGAGCUACUGAUAUGGACGAGGAAGGUGUUUUUAAGUGGAAUCAUCGUACCAUCUUCACGUUUACAAGCUGGUACGAAAAUCAACCUGACAAUAUUAACAGUGCAGACUGUGCCAAAGUUUGCCGGAAUGGUCACUGGGAUGAUGUUCUCUGUGAAGACCCAAAUACAUUCAUUUGUGAAAAAGAGUAA
Saccostrea cuccullata (small rock oyster) is the source of this 369-nucleotide messenger RNA. RefSeq names its product collectin-12-like. Gene Ontology annotation, molecular function: signaling receptor activity. NCBI's taxonomy places the organism in Eukaryota, Metazoa, Mollusca, Bivalvia, Ostreida, Ostreidae. The transcript is spliced from 2 exons. The coding region runs from base 1 to 369 and encodes 122 amino acids. The record is from RefSeq and is a predicted model, not a curated record.